UGUUUCAUAGCCCAUAGAAAGAUGCAUAGCGAGUCAGCGGCGGCGGCGCUGACCGACUAACCGUAUAAGUUGGGAAAGAUCGGAAAAACUUUGAAACUUCCACGGAGUUAUUACUUAUUAGGUUUUCGGAGACUACCGCUGUGGUUCCGAAUUCGAUCUCCGAUAAAACCCAAUUCGCGUACCUAUCAAUCAGAAAGGCAUUCAUUUUGGAGUUUUUGGGAGCUUGAGAGAUGGCAAGUGGAUUUGGGGAAUCAACAACGAGUGUGCCACAGCAAAACCCGUCUUGCUCAAGCAAUAACGUCAAUGACGCGGGCGAUUUUGAAUGCAAUAUCUGCUUUGAUUUAGCUCAAGACCCAAUUGUUACACUUUGCGGCCACCUCUUCUGUUGGCCAUGUCUAUAUAGAUGGCUCCACCAUCACUCUCAUUGCCAGGAAUGCCCGGUUUGCAAGGCCGUCAUUCAAGAGGAGAAAUUGGUUCCUCUAUAUGGAAGGGGCAAAACACAGAGUGACCCACGAUCAAAAUCGUAUCCAGGUAUUGACAUUCCUAACCGUCCGGCAGGGCAACGGACCGAAACUGCUCCUCCUCCUCCCCCGGAAGCAAAUCAGUUUAACUUUAGCAAUCAUGGCUUUGGAUUUAGGGGGGGGUUUGGGCCAAUGGCGACGGCUAGGAUUGGUAACUUCACGCUGGCUACUGCUUUUGGUGGUCUGAUUCCGUCCUUAUUAAAUAUUCAGUUUCAAGGCUUCCCGGACGCAACUGUGUAUGGACAGACUUCUGGGUUUCCCUAUGGGUUUAGUACGUAUCAUGGGGCCCAUUCUCUCAGGUUCCACCCACCAGCCCGUCGAGGACAGCAUGCUGAUGUUGUUUUGAAGAAUCUUCUUUUGCUGAUUGGCAUCUUUGUCAUCGUUGCUCUACUUUGUUGGUAAUUUGUUUUUACCUCUCAAACUUAAACUUAUGAUGGUUUUAUACAGUGGUCAAUGUAAUGUCUGCAAUCUGUACAUACAUUGGCAGCUUGAUGACUUCAUUUCGUGAUUGUCAAUUCGGUGUUUUUGAAAUCUAAAAGGUGGACUUGUAUGCUUUUCUUAA
Alnus glutinosa is the source of this 1083-nucleotide messenger RNA. RefSeq lists its product as uncharacterized. Gene Ontology annotation, cellular component: endoplasmic reticulum. NCBI's taxonomy places the organism in Eukaryota, Viridiplantae, Streptophyta, Magnoliopsida, Fagales, Betulaceae. The record is from RefSeq and is a predicted model, not a curated record. Gene Ontology annotation, molecular function: ubiquitin protein ligase activity; ubiquitin-like protein conjugating enzyme binding. The coding region runs from base 231 to 923 and encodes 230 amino acids. Gene Ontology annotation, biological process: ubiquitin-dependent protein catabolic process. The transcript is spliced from 2 exons.